Molecule: messenger RNA, 1572 nt
Organism: Anthostomella pinea
Lineage: Eukaryota; Fungi; Ascomycota; Sordariomycetes; Xylariales; Xylariaceae
Source: the annotation of a GenBank genome assembly
AUGCCCAUCACUGUCAUCCCAACAUCUCACGCCCCCAAGGCGCAUCCCGCAAUUGCGUCAGCCGAUUCCCUUGACCACCUGCUCCAGCUCUCAUGUCCGGAUACAUACCUCCCGAACGACACUCGCAUCGUCGCCUCAUCCUUCGAUGUUACCGGAGGGAGUGGCACCCGCAUCUACCCAUCAUCAUCUAGCUUUGUCCGUGCAGCCAUUGAGGCCUGGGGUCGCCACUCGCAUCUCGUAAUUCGGCCCGAGGAUGUGUGGUUCACAAUCCUUGUGCAGAUGAACUUCUUCAUGCAGAAGAAUGCCGAGUCUCUUCGACAUCUGUUCGUUUCGCACCGCGGAAAGAAACGUAUCGAAGUCUGGGGGGAUGACUGGCCGGAUGUGAUGGAUCGCUUUCAAGACCAUCUGCAAGCCGAGCUUCAGACCGAGUGGAUGAGCGACUGGGUCUCCCCAGGCUUUAGUACGAGCACCAUCGACGACGAGAGGACUGCCACUGUGCUCAUGAUGGGCUUGAUGAAGAGCUUCUUCGACUACGCAGGCGGCAUAAUCUGCGGCAUACCGAGUAUCACCAUACUGGGUACAAAGAGCGACUGGGAGCGCCUAUCCAGCAAGAUCGAUCGUCUUGACGACUUUGGCGACGAGCCCAAGGCUUACGCAAAGCGUCUUAGACCGAUCUUAUCCCGCAUCGUGCAGACAUUCGACAAUCCCGAGGCCGAGGAGACGAAGGAGUUCUGGGACCAGCUAGUGCAGGCCAAAGUAAAGCAUUCGAACGUUUGUGGAGAACCGCCGAGUCAAUACGUCGUGAGUGGGUGGAUCAUGGGACUCUACUACUGGGACUCCGAGGGCACCGUCAACCGAGUGUUCGCGCAAGGCUUCCCCGGAGAGCGUGAGUUUGACUUGGAGAAGCGACAAUACGCAAAAGAGAUCCGCACAAUGGUCCAAUACGAUGGCGUACUUUAUGGCGAAGCAGCUCUGGAGGAUCUUCCUGUCGGUUACGCAAAAGCCAAGUUCGAGAUGAUUAAUGAGCAUGGAGGUGAUGCGAGCAAGCCCUUCCAAGGCUGGGUGUUGGCAGGCAGCAUUGGGAAGCGAAUCGUCGACGGUGCGCCAGCUGGUUAUGAGAGGGCGCUUCAGUCCUCCUUUUCCCCAACUAAGUCUGACGUUGCUGGGAAAUCCUGUUCCCCGACUGAGCCUGACGUUGCUGGAGAACCGAAAAACCCAGGCUCUUUCUCCGGCCUACUUCGGAGCUUGAAUUGCUUCGGUGCGAUGGGCACAAGCACAUCGCCCUCUGGCUCGCCUCAGGAUGUGGCCAGAGGAGGCGAGAAGCAGCAGGUGAUGGGCAGCGCCACUCCAGAUACUCCAGAACACGGGCAUAGUACCAUCCAGCCGACCUCCGGCUGGUUCUUGUUCGGCCCAGACAAAGAUACGAACCCCUUCGUCGACUUCGGGGAGUUUGACGGACCGACGGUCGAUGCGAUCGACAGCUGCGAGAGGGUUGAGCACUUUGGCCAGUGUGUCAACUGCAGAGAUCUGAAACAUUACAAGAGGUCGCCGCCGGAAACUGUUCCAAAGUAG